GCUCUUCAGUCAAGGAGACUUCCAAGAUGGCGGUGCCUCUCAACUUGUCUGGUGAGGGCCCGGCCUUUAGCGACAGCGAUAUGAGUGCAGACGAGGGUUCAUCGUCCACUACAAAUCAAAAUAUAAGUCUUCUCAGUCUACUCAAGCAGGAAAAUAGAGUAUUAAAAAUGGAACUAGAGACAUGCAGACUUCGCUGCAAAACCCUUCAAGAAGAGAACAGAGCGCUCCGCCAAGCCAGUGUUUCUAUCCAAGCAAAAGCUGAACAAGAAGAAGAGUUCAUCUCCAAUACAUUACUCAAGAAAAUACAGUUAUUAAAGAAAGAAAAGGAAACGUUAGCAACAAACUAUGAACAAGAAGAGGAGUUCCUGACCAAUGAUUUGUCCAGGAAGUUAGCUCAGGUAAWGCAAMAGUGUGAUAAUUCAAAUUUCUUAUGUUGAACCAGAAACCUWUAAGGGACUUGAAACGUGUAGCACC
Messenger RNA from Exaiptasia diaphana, 474 nucleotides. RefSeq names its product coiled-coil domain-containing protein 6. Bases 27 to 437 code for a protein of 136 amino acids. The transcript has 2 exons. The record is from RefSeq and is a predicted model, not a curated record. Lineage: Eukaryota; Metazoa; Cnidaria; Anthozoa; Actiniaria; Aiptasiidae.